AUGAAGAGAGCGCUUCCUCGUGUCUCCAGAUGGGCAGAGACACGAUCCACGGUGGAGUAUGCGGUGCGCUCGGCCACGUUGGGCUCCUGGAGGAUGCUGACCCUGGGGGCGGAGUAUGAGGACACCUGGGCCGGGUCACCUGCCAGGGAACCAAAGGAACCAGAGGAACCGGAGGAACCAGAGGAACCGAAAGAACCGGAGGAACCGGAGGAGCCAUCGUGGACAGAUGUGGAGAAAAGCACCUGCAGCAGGUUCGACUCGGUUCUACACCUGGAUGGAUUCAACACAACCGGAAGGAGAGAUGGGGUCGAUCAGCUGAUCUGGAGACACGAGACCCUCAACAGUUCCCCAUGGGCCCGCAGGAUGCCUCGCUUCGCAGAAGACCUCCCCAGCCGCUAUGGAGGAGGCGCGGGCGGCGGCGGAGGCGGAGGAGGGAGAGGAGGACCGGGCGCGGGGAGAGGGGGAGCCCGGGGCGGCGGUGCCGGCGGCGGAGGCGCACCGGGCGGCCAGAGGAUGUACAAGCAGUCGAUGGCGCAGAGAGCCCGGACUAUGGCCAUUUACAACCCGAACCCGGUCAAACAGAACUGCUUCACUGUCAACCGCUCCCUGUUCAUCUUCCGGGAGGACAACCUCAUCAGGAAGUACGCCAAGCGCAUCACGGAGUGGCCUCCAUUUGAAUACCUGAUCCUGGCCACCAUCAUCGCCAACUGCAUCGUCCUGGCCCUGGAGCAGCACCCUGCCGGCCACGACAAGACGCCCAUGUCCGAGCGCCUGCUCGUAUCAGGAAUCCCAAGUCUCCAGGUGGUGCUGAAGUCCAUAAUGAAAGCCAUGGUCCCUCUGCUUCAGAUCGGCCUGCUGCUCUUCUUCGCCAUCGUCAUGUUUGCCAUCAUCGGGGUGGAGUUCUACAUGGGCAAGUUCCACACCACCUGCUUCCGGCUGGACACCGGUGAGAAGGCAGUGGACUGGCCGUGUGGCCUGGAGCCUCCGGCCAGGACGUGUCCCAACGGGACCCAGUGCAGAGAGUACUGGACCGGACCCAACUUCGGCAUCACCAACUUCGACAACAUCCUGUUCGCGGUGCUCACUGUGUUCCAGUGCAUCACCAUGGAGGGCUGGGUGGAGAUCCUCUACAGCACCAACGAUGUGGCAGGAAGCACCUGGAACUGGCUGUACUUCAUCCCUCUCAUCAUCAUCGGCUCUUUCUUCAUGCUCAACCUGGUGCUCGGCGUCCUGUCAGGAGAAUUUGCCAAAGAGAGAGAGCGUGUGGAGAAGAGGCAGGAGUUCCUGAAGCUCCGGAGGCAGCAGCAGAUCGAGCGAGAGCUGACCGGAUACUUGGAGUGGAUCUGCAAAGCGGAGGAGGUGUUGCUGGAGGAGGAGGAGGAGAUCGCAGAGGAGAAGUCUCCGCUGGACGGCGCCUGGUACAAGAGGAAACAAAACCUGCCAGUUCUGAAACGAGGCAAAGUCAAGAAAGGUAAAAACGACCUGAUCGGUGCCGAGGAGGGGGAGGAUCCUUUCGCCGACAUCUCCUCCGUCGCUCCUCCCGGCUCCCCGUUCGGUCGAGCCAGCGUGAAGAGCGGCGGUAAGAUGGACAGCUCCUCCUACUUCCGCCGCAAGGAGAAGAGGAUCCGCUUCUUCAUCCGACGCAUGGUGAAGGCCCAGAGCUUCUACUGGAUCGUCCUGUGCCUGGUGGGGCUCAACACGCUGUGUGUGGCCAUCGUCCACUACGACCAGCCCGACUGGCUCACCAGGGCCCUGUACACAGCAGAGUUUGUGUUCCUGGGUCUGUUCCUGAGUGAGAUGAGCUUGAAGAUGUACGGCCUCGGAGCGCGGAACUAUUUCCAUUCCUCCUUUAACUGCUUUGAUUUCGGGGUGAUCGUGGGAAGUAUCUUUGAGGUGAUCUGGGACAUGAUCAAACCCGGAGCGUCGUUUGGGAUCAGCGUGUUAAGAGCCCUGCGGCUGCUCCGGAUAUUCAAAGUCACCAAAUACUGGAACUCGCUGAGGAACCUGGUGGUUUCCCUCCUGAACUCCAUGAAGUCCAUCAUCAGCCUGCUCUUCCUCCUCUUCCUCUUCAUCGUGGUGUUCGCUCUGCUGGGCAUGCAGCUCUUUGGAGGACAGUUUAACUUUGCAGAGGAGACGCCGACAACCAACUUUGAUACGUUCCCAGCAGCCAUCCUCACCGUGUUCCAGAUCCUGACUGGCGAGGACUGGAACGCCGUCAUGUACCACGGGAUCGAGUCCCAGGGCGGCGUGCGGCGCGGCAUGUUCUCCUCCGUCUACUUCAUCGUCCUCACGCUGUUCGGGAACUACACCCUCCUGAACGUCUUCUUGGCCAUCGCUGUCGACAAUCUGGCCAACGCACAGGAGCUGACGAAGGACGAGGAGCUGCAGGAGGAGGCGGCCAAUAAGAAGCUGGCCCUGCAGAAAGCCCUGGAGGUGAAGGAGGUCAGCCCCAUGUCGGCCGCCAACAUCUCCAUCGCUGCUUUUGUAAAGCAAAAUCGAGAUGCACUCUCUCGCAGGUCGUCCAUCAACAGCAUUCAGUCACUGAGUUACACUGUCUACUCCUCCCCCGCCCGGCGAAUCUUGAGCAAGGAUCAGCAGCGCUCCGCAAAGAGCAUGUCGGUGUGGGAGCAGAGGACCAAUCAGCUGAGGAGACACAACGUCAGGUCGAGCAGCGAGGCCCUGUUCAACGAGCUGGACCCCGAGGAGCGCCUCCGCAUGUCCUCCGCCCUCCACCUCCACCCGGACAUGAAGACCCACCUGGACCGGCCCCUGGUGGUGGAGGCCAGGAACGGCGACAAACCCAGCAGGCCUCCCGAAGGAGGAGGAGGGGGACGGGACGAGGCGGGGGACCCCCGGCAGGACGGCACGGGAGACAACUCCCACGCUCACCCCAGGAAGCACCACCGCCACCGAGACAGGAACGGGGGCGAGGGGGGCGACGGCCGGGGGGGGCGGCACCACACCCAUCACAGCAGGAGCAGAGAGCACAAGGCCGACCAGACGAAAGAGAGGAGGGCGGAGAGGAGCCACAGCCACGAGGGGGGGCAGGGACACAGGCACCACCACCAGGCCGGCUCCCCCGAGGAGGAGAACCAGGACAUGCAAGGAGGAGGAGAGGAAAGAGGCCAUCGCCAUCACCACUCCCAUCGUCCAGGCAAGGAGGGGAACGGGACGAUAGGGAACGGAGGACAGGGAGAGCGGAGGGGCAGAGGAGGAGGAGGAGGAGGAGGAGGAGGAGGAGGAGGAGGGGAUAGUAACGGAGAGAGGAAGGGGCGCUGCUCUCGGAUGGUCCGAGCUCAGUCGACUCUGGAUGCAGACGACUGCAAGAGGAGCAGAAACGGAGCCCGAGGCCACAGAGAGAAGCAGCCAGAUGCCGAGGACAGUGGCCUGGCCUCCAGCCCCCUGCAGCUCAGGCGCAGCAGCCUGAGUCUGGGGGAGAAGCAAGAGGACGCCGACAACCAGAAGAACUCCACCCGGGCCAGUCAGGCCGGCCUCAACAGCAGCAACACCAUCCACAUCCCAGUCACCAUCACCUCCCCCGGAGAGACCGCCAUCAUUCCCAUGAACAGCAUCGACUGUGACAACGUUCAAAUCAGCGACGAGAAGAAAGAUCUGGAGGAAGAGGAGGCGGCUAAUGGGCCUCGGCAGAUCCUCCCCUACAGCUCCAUGUUCGUGUUCGGGCAAACAAACCCGGUGCGGCGGCUGUGUCACUACGUGGUCAACCUGCGCUACUUCGAGAUGUGCAUCCUGAUGGUCAUCACCAUGAGCAGCAUCGCUCUGGCAGCCGAGGACCCGGUGCAGGCCAACGCGCCGCGCAACAACGUUCUGAAGUAUCUGGAUUACGUCUUCACCGGAGUCUUCACCUUCGAGAUGGUGAUUAAGAUGAUCGACUUGGGGCUGCUGCUCCACCCUGGAGCGUAUUUCCGUGACCUGUGGAACAUCCUGGACUUCAUCGUGGUCAGCGGAGCUCUGGUGGCCUUCGCCUGCUCGUAAUGCAACGUGGGCAAAGCGGGCGCUGGGACGCUCCCGUCUGAUUCCAGCACGCCGGGCCGUAGCCGCCGGCAGCUGCCCCAGACGCCCCUCACCCCUCGUCCGGCCGUGACCUACAAGACCGCCAACUCCUCACCUCUCCCGUCCGGUGCCGGCAGCAGCUCCACGAAGGGGCUCCAGACUCGCUUCAGCCGUGGCCUUUCAGAGCACGAGCGCUUGUACGUGGACCACAACGAGUCCCCGAUACCGGUCACCCGCAUCGGCUCGGACCCUCAUUUGAACCGGCAGCUGCAGGACGCUUCCCGACAGGCCCUCCUCGAGGAGAGGGAGGACAUGCAGGACGCCGUGAGCAGCCACGGGUCAGGGGGUCGCUCUGCCAGAACCACUGCCUCAACCACAGCCUCCGCUUCACACGCCACUGCCGCCGCGGCCGCCACCAUGCCCGUCACGCGAGUGGCGGGGGUGCCAAACGGGUUCCACUUCACCCUCGGGGUCAGCUCGGCGUCCGGGCCCGGGAGCAGAGGGACAGGAAGUCUCAGGGAGAGGGAGGACGAGGACUGGUGCUAACCUGGUGGACCACGUUGGAGUGAUGUCGGAGCUGUAAAGUGCUGGUGCCGAGUCCGGGGGGUCGAUGCCGAGGGAGAACGCCAGAGGAAAGUGCUGUGAAAGGGGAUCUGAAAUCAUUCCAGCGUUGUAGUGUUACUCUCCUUUUUUAUAUGUCAACAAAAGACUCUGAGGACGUUUUGUACCCCGUUGACUUGCACUGAAAUCAUAGCACAUGUGAAGACCCUCAAGUAUUUUUGCCUUGGUCAGUGACAUCAGUGUUGGAGCAGAAGACAAAAGCCAAAAUUCCCUUAUUCAAAAAAAAAGAAAAACUACAACCUCAUUCCUGGUGUCAACAACGUUUUUAUCAUCAUUGUUCGUUUUGUUUACUUUUGCCAUGUCGGUUCGACAAGAGUUAAAAACUUGAUCAUAUUGAUGCUACCACCAAAUUAUGUUCCUCUUCUUUUUCUUUCUUUACAUUUUAUUUCUUCUUCUUCUUCAGCUCUUCAGGGCUUCGACCAAUUCUGACGUCAAGAGACAAUUUAUUUCGGUCUUAAAUUUCCAACACUUAAUGGACCCGGUAAUUAAUGUGACAGAAAUCACAGGGAUCGGUUAGAGCAGAGGUAGAGCCGAGUUUUAACGAGCCCGUUUUCUUGGGGUAAAUCGAACCAGAUGUAGAUUUCUGGAGACGUUUAGGGACUAGAUCAUUUUCUGACUUCAUGUGGCUGAAAACCAAGUGCCUCGUUUUCCCAGGUGGACGGAGACGCCGCCCGGCUGUGGGCUGAGGUGAGAGCGUCCUACUGAGAAACAAGCGGCCGGAAAACAAAGCUGCUUGUUGGUUGAAUCUGGUUUAAAGGACAGAAUGCAAAAAAAAUACAAAAAACACUUACAAAACACUUUUUUUAUACUAAAAAACUGUUGUGGUAGGUAAAUCAGAUGCAAAGUAAGCAAUGUAGUGCAUGCAGGGUCUUGAACAUGUCAAAAAAAUAGUGUCUGUACUGUUGCUUCGGGAUGUGUGGUAAGUAUUUGCCUUUCUCUUUCAAACACGCUGCCACCACGUUGGCGGAAAUCGUCUCUAAAUCGAGGAAAGUGCCAUUUUUUUUGAUCGAUAAUAAUCCAGUAUAUGUCACCUCUGCCAUAUUUGCCCAGAUCCCACGGGUUGUCCUUCUCCUUCUCCCCCUCUUUCCAACGAGAGCAGUAUUGUGCGAGGGUUUGUCGGCGGCGGCAAAGGGUUGUGUUGUUGCUGCUGACUGUUGACUUCACGUAGGGCUAUGCAACAAGACGACACUUCAUCUGCCCUGUAGCUUUAACCCUCUGGAAUCUCCAGGUUCAGGCUUUAGUGCGACUGUGACCAAAUUUUACAUUUUAAACGUGUGAAGAGUUGUAAAUUGUAAAUAUUUCAUAUGUGAUGUACAGAAAACACACAAACUCGUAUGGAAGCUCACGCGUGUGUUUUUGAGGUUUGGAAGGUUGACUGCAUGACGCCGGAUAGAACCCGCCCCCGAUAUAAAGCUGUGUUCUCUCCAGACUUGGGUCUAGUUGUGUUUUUAAAUAAUUAUCACUGGAUUCUGAAGCUUGUUCACAGAACCAGAUGUCAGAGUUUUGGGGUCGAGUCACAAAAAUGUUGAAACUGAACCAGCUGCAAACAAAUGCUACUGCCAGACCAGAGGCUGCUCUUCUGCCAGAUGUCGUCCGUUAAUGACCUCCUAGUCCACGUGCUCGACCAAUCACAGCUCAGUGUCAUUUGUCAAUCAGGACAUUUCACCACGUUUUUAAUAGCAUCAAAUAACUGAAAACUAAAACAAAACCUACUGGAACGUAUAAAUAUUUACCUAAACAGACAGAAACCACCUUUGAGUAAAGUUUAUUUAACUCUGUGAGCCUAUACUGCAGCCAGCCACCAGGGGGCGAUCGAAACAAUUUGUCGUAAGCUUCGAGGAGCAGAACUCCAUGAACUGAUUUUAAUUCAAUGUUGGCCAAGUUAACAAUUAAAACAUCUUUAGUACAAGUUUAGCAUUUUUUACGUAAUUUUGUAUUUGAUCGUUUCUCAAAUUUGAGAGUUUUAAAGAUAUCAUUUUUUUUACCUCUGUUCAGCGAUAAUCUAUCAUUGUUUGUAAAUUUUUAUCAAAGUACAAAUUAGAUUAACCUGAUGUCUCAUAUUCUCCCGGUUUAUCUCUGAGUAGGUUAAAGAAAAAAGUGAAUUAUUUGCAAAUUAUGAUUACAUCCAAAUCCGAUUAGUUCCUUAAUGUUUUAAUUUACUUCCUGUGGUCUCGAUAUCUGUGCAACACAUUUGAUGGAUCAUCUAAACCGAGACGUUUGGAGUUUGAAGCAGGCAGCUCGUAGUGUUUCUGUAAACUUAGACUGGAACUCCCGAUUCUCGUUAGGCAUUAUUAAAAAAACUGAUUCUACAUUUUCAACGAGCCCGACAAUAAACAAAGUCCUCUCACAAGGUGCACGGUGGCUCCCCCUUCUGGACAUGUCCUGUUUGCAUGUUCUGAGAUGAAAAUGUGCAUGUCAUAAAAAAAAAAAGAGGCAUUGUUCAAACUUCAUUGAGUCCACGAUUUGUACGAUUUGUUUCCUGGUUGUGUUUAUUCUGCUUCUCUAAACACACAAGUAUCAGUUUCAGGUUUUAAGUAGAAAAAAAAAGACGACAAACACAAGCUUGAAUACGAUUUUACGACAGAACGUCCAAAGUGGAAACGAGGCUCCUUCUCCGAGGAGCGAGUCCGACGAGUCCUUCGCUGCCUGAUCUGUUGACUGUCUCUCCCACGGUCACUUUGACUGGACCUAUAGAUUUUGUAUGAAUAUAAGUCCUUGAAUAAAGAGGUAUUAUGAAAUGA
Messenger RNA from Pleuronectes platessa (European plaice), 7373 nucleotides. Its product is annotated as voltage-dependent N-type calcium channel subunit alpha-1B-like. The transcript is spliced from 29 exons. Lineage: Eukaryota; Metazoa; Chordata; Actinopteri; Pleuronectiformes; Pleuronectidae. The record is from RefSeq and is a predicted model, not a curated record. Gene Ontology annotation, cellular component: neuronal cell body; voltage-gated calcium channel complex; membrane. Gene Ontology annotation, molecular function: high voltage-gated calcium channel activity. Gene Ontology annotation, biological process: chemical synaptic transmission; calcium ion import across plasma membrane.